GCUCAUGACUUAAAAAUUCAACUAUAUUAAAUAAGAACUUGGUACCACUUUUUUUUGCUUCACCUGGCAACACUGCAUGGACAACAGGUACUUUAAAUAUUUGUCACAAAUGAUAUAGGUGUUUGCAGGUGGUUGUGUAUUACUUUGUGCUAUAGUUUCCAGACGAAUCAGUGGAUUAUUUUAUAAUUGGUAGUUUAAAUUAUGGAUGAAAACGUAUGGGCUCGAGACCCAAUCGAUGGCUUUAUUCUAGCUCGAAUAUCAGAACUUCUCGACGAUGGGGCCGAAGUCACUCCUCACAACACAAAAUUUCAAAAAAGGGUUUUACCUUUUAGGGAUAUAUUUCGAGCACAAGCUGAUGUCAACAAGGACUAUGAUGAUAAUUGCGAAAUCAUGUUUUUAAAUGAGGGAUCACUUUUAAAUAAUAUUCGCCAAAGAUAUUAUAAAAAUAAAAUCUAUUCCUACGUAGCAAAUAUUCUAAUAGCAGUAAAUCCAUAUAAAGACAUCCCUGAAUUAUAUUCAUCAACAGCUUUAAAAAGUUACCUAGGAAAAUCUUUGGGAGAAAGACCUCCUCAUGUUUUUGCAAUAGCAGACAAGGCAUACAGAGAUAUGAAAGUUUUAAGACAGUCACAAUCUAUUAUAGUUUCUGGGGAAUCGGGAGCCGGAAAAACUGAAUCCACAAAGCACCUCCUAAAAUUCUUAUGUGAUUCUUGGGCUGCCGAAGCUGGAACUCUCCAGCAAAAAAUCAUAGAUGCAAAUCCAGUUUUGGAAGCGUUUGGUAACGCUAAAACAACAAGAAACAACAAUAGUUCAAGAUUUGGCAAAUUUAUUGAAGUACAUUUCGAUAAAAAAUUUCAGGUGACAGGUGGUUUUAUAUCACAUUAUCUUUUGGAAAAGUCCAGAAUUUGUUCUGUACAAGAAUCGGAAAGAAGCUAUCAUAUUUUUUAUAUGUUAAUGGCUGGUGCACCAGAAAUUAUUAGAAGUAAACUUAUGCUAUCCAAACCCAAUGACUUUAAUUAUUUAAAACAUGGUUGUACCAGAUAUUUUACAAAACCAGAAACUGAAAAAAAACUGACACCGGGACAAAAAAGUGAUGAGCAUAUUAAACAAGGUCCUUUAAAAGAUAUUCUUUUGGAUGAUAUGGAAGAUUUCAAUAAACUUGACCAAGCCUUAUCGCGUAUAGGACUAAAUAAGUGUGAAAAACUACAAAUUUAUUCGACCGUUGCUGCAGUGCUUCACUUAGGAAACAUUGAAUUUGAGGACGAUCCUGAGGAUACAAGAGGGGGUUGCAGGGUUUCCACCACUAAUGAAAAAUCCCUUCAAAUUGCUUCACAUUUAUUAGAAAUUGAUUCUGGAGACUUAAGGCAAGCUCUUGUGUCUAGAGUUAUGCAGAGUAGUCGAGGCGGAUUUAAAGGGACUGUUAUAAUGGUUCCUCUAAAGUUACAUGAAGCAAAUAAUGCUCGUGAUGCUUUGGCAAAAGCCAUUUAUAGUAACUUAUUUGAUUUCAUUGUUAAUCGUAUAAAUCAAAGUAUUCCAUUACAGGAAACAAAUUAUUAUGUCGGUAUUUUGGAUAUUGCUGGUUUUGAAUUUUUUACGGUAAACAGUUUUGAGCAAUUCUGUAUAAAUUACUGUAAUGAAAAAUUGCAACAGUUCUUUAACCAAAGAAUUUUAAAGCACGAGCAAGAAUUAUAUAAGAGGGAAGGAUUAAGUGUUCCUGAAAUAACAUUUGUUGAUAAUCAAGAUUGUAUUGAUUUGAUUGAAACUAAAAAUAAAGGUAUUUUGCAACUUUUGGAUGAAGAAUCAAAACUACCAAAACCAUCAUAUACGCAUUUUACUGAGGAAAUUCAUAAAACUUGGACAAACCAGUUUAGACUUGCUCUUCCAAGAUCAUCAAAGCUUAAAGCACAUAGAAGCAUAAGAGAUGAUGAGGGAUUCCUUGUUAGACAUUUUGCUGGUGCAGUUUGUUAUCAAACGAGACAAUUUAUUGGUAAAAACAAUGAUGCCCUACAUGCCUCCCUUGAAGGAAUUAUUCAGGAAAGUAGGAAUACAUUUAUACAAAACUUAUUUUCUACUUCUAUUGCACAGAAAGGAAAACUUACUUUUAUUAGCGUCGGUAACAAAUUUAAGACUCAGCUGGGCGAGCUUAUGGAGAAAUUACAAAACAAUGGUACCAAUUUUAUUAGGUGCGUUAAACCCAAUACCAAAAUGGUAGAUCAGCAAUUUGAGGGCGCUUUAAGUUUAAUGCAACUUAAAUGUGCAGGUAUGACUUCAGUAUUAGAAUUAAUGGAACAUGGAUAUCCUAGUAGAACGAAGUUUGACGAUUUGUAUAAUAUGUAUGUAGAAUAUUUGCCAAAGGAACUAAAGCAACUACCACCCAAAACAUUCUGCGAAGCAAUGCUUCAUAGUUUAAAAUUGCAAAACAAGGAUUACAAGUUUGGUAUAACACGAGUUUUCUUUAGACCUGGAAAAUUUGCUGAAUUUGAUAAAAUUAUGAAGUCAGAUCCAGAAAAUUUAAGGGCUAUCGUAGGCAGUGUUAAAACAUGGUUGGUAAAAUCUAGAUGGGUUAAAACACAAUUUUGUGCAUUAGCUGUAAUAAAAUUAAAAAAGAGAAUAGCUUAUAGAAAUAAAGCUUUGGUAUUAAUACAAAAAACAGUCAAAGGGUACUUGGUUAAAAAACAACAUGGUCCUAGAUUAAAGGCUUUAAAACAGUUAAAAAGAUUAGAUAUAACCCUAAAAAAAAUGGAAGAAUGUGCAGCUCAGUUAAAAAACAAAGAACAAGCUGGUGAUGCAAUUAUCCAGUUAAAAAACGAAAUCACCAUGGCUUGUCAUAAAAUAAAGAUGAAUAAUAACAUUCCAGCCGAAGAAACAAAAAUACUUUACUCUGAUUUAGUUGCCAAAGUAAACCUACAAAUGGAAACAUUACAAAAUAAAGUUCAAGAACAGAAGAAUGCUGAAGAGCAAGCAAGAUUAAGAAAGAUUCAGGAAGAAUUAGAACUAGAAAAAAAGCAAAAAGAAGAAGAGGAAGCUAAUCAACGAAAAGAAGAAGAAAAUAGAAGGAUAAAAGCUGAAAUUGAAGCAAAACGAAAGAUUGAAGAUGAGAAUAAGAAAAGACAGGAAGAACAUUACAGACAACACGCCGCAGAACUUCAAUCACAACAAAAAGAAAUUGAUGAUGAAGUAAGAGUAUACCAAGAACAAUUAGAACAAGAAAGGCAAGAUCGCGAAUUAGCUUUACGUUUGGCCCAAGAAAGUAAUGGACAAGUUGAAGACAGCCCUCCAGUUUUUAGAAGGUUAGAGUCUGUUAGAAUUCACCAAGCAUGUCAGAAUAAAAGCACAUUUGACUUAUCCAAAUGGAAGUACUCUGAACUUCGAGAUACAAUCAAUACUUCAUGCGACAUUGAAUUACUUGAGGCGUGCCGUCAUGAGUUUCACCGUCGUCUUAAGGUUUAUCACGCAUGGAAAGCAAAGAACCGCAAGCGCACAACAAUGGACGAAAACCAAAGGGCACCUCGCUCAGUACUGGAAUCGGCUGCCAAAACAUCUCGUCUACCACAAAAAGCGGUUCUAGACAAUGUGAGUCAAAGAUACUUUCGUAUACCUUUUCAGAGACCUGGAACAGAGCAAGGUCAAAAAGGGUGGUGGUAUGCUCAUUUCGAUGGGCAGUAUGUCGCCAGACAAAUGGAAAUUCAUCCAGAAAAAGCCCCAGUGUUAUUAACAGCAGGGUCUGAUGAUAUGCAAAUGUGUGAACUUUCUUUGGAAGAGACCGGACUGACCAGAAAAAGAGGCGCAGAAAUUUUGGAAAAUGAAUUUAACAAAGAAUGGGAACGAAAUGGAGGAUUGUCUUAUGUUAGACCAGCCGAUAGAAAAAAAUAAUUUAAUUAUUCAUUAUUGAAAAUAGUAUAAUAUAUUUAUUAUCAAUAUUAUUAUUAUUUAAUUUAAUGUAGAGGGUUAAUAUUAACAUUUGCUUUUUAAUAACAUAUGACUAAUUGUUAUUAUACAAAAAUACAUAUUCAUAUAAAUUUGUUUGAAAUAUUUAUUGCAAUAAAAAAUAAAUAUUAUAUA
Messenger RNA from Brassicogethes aeneus, 4059 nucleotides. Lineage: Eukaryota; Metazoa; Arthropoda; Insecta; Coleoptera; Nitidulidae. The record is from the annotation of a GenBank genome assembly.